CCAAAAAGGUGAUCUCGACGGCUCGACCUUGAAAGGGUUGAAAGAUUCAUCUCUUUUCACAUGUUCCAUGGAAAGAACCUAGCUACGUAGUAGCAAUGCUUUAGAAUUAUCAAAACUGGAGAUUAUCCUUGUGAUUUUUUAUUCUCAAUUUCAUUAAGCUGAAUAGUAACUUUUAAGAAAUAUUUCAUUUAACAGACUGCACGUUUUCCAUGCACCUGACAUGCGUGUGUGUACACACUAGCACGCUUGACCAGUACGUUUGUGGCAACUAAUAACGUAAUCAGGCUAAUACCCCCUGUGCUGUGCAGAUAUUUGCAUGUAUAUAUAAAUAGGCAGCUAGGCUAUAGCUAUUCUCAUCCAUAGUGUAUGAAACCAAACCUAGCAAAUCAGAGCUUGCGUAACUUACUCAAGUUAAGCUAGCUAGCGUGUCUACGAUUAAUGGCGGCGCCGUUGUUAGAUGCUUGUGGGGCAAGUGCUGUGUGCUCCACGGAGCAUAAUUUGCCGGCGGCAGCCGUGUUGCACCGUCGCCUGGCGCAAGCCAACUAUGAGCCCAAAACCUGGGACUACGACUCUAUUUGCUCCAUGCAUCUGCAUGGCCAAAAUAAGGUGCAGCCUAGCAAAGAAAGCUCACUAUUCCAGCUAGCGAGCUUGAAGCAGAUAGUGAGGCAGCUUCUGUUGCUAGAGGAGGAAGAAGAUGGGCUGCCUAAUAAGCUGAGGAUCAUCGACCAACUACAGAGCCUGGGUGUGGCUUACCAUUUUGAGGAGGAGAUCAAAAGCAUCCUCACCUCCAUGCAUGUCCAUGAUGCACACCUUCAACUGGAGCAUGACCUCUCUUCAACCGCGCUGCUGUUCAAAUUGCUCAGAGCACAUGGAAUUCCUGCAUCAACAGAUAUGUUGAGUGCAUUCUUCACGAACGACAAUGGUGGUUUGGAUGCUGCUGACAAUAUUAAUCUCAUGAGGGAUGACAACGAUGACACCAUUGAUGGAUUGGUGGCACUGUAUGAAGCUUCAUACCUGGCCUUCCCAGGAGAGGCCAUGCUCAACACAGCAAGAGCAUUCGCCAUUGAUCGCCUACAACAACAGAUGAUGCCAUCGUCCAUGGUGGGAGGAUCAUACUUCCAAGAAGACCUCCCCUUGCACUGGAGAGCUCCCAGGCUGCAGGCGAUACGGUCGCUCAAACAUCACCGCAGCGAUUGCAGCGGCGAUGAGAUCGCUUCGUGCAUUAUGCAGUUGGCGGCAGAGGACUUCGACAGGGUGCAGGCGGUGCACCAGUCAGAGCUGGUGGAGUUGACGAGGUGGUGGAAGGAGACGAAGCUGGGGGAGAAGCUGCCGCUGUCGGCAAGGGACCGGCUGGUGGAGUGCUUCUUCUGCGCCACCUGCAUCGCGCCGGAGCCCCGCCACGCCGGAUGCCGCGAUGUGCUCGCCAAGGUGGGCUCCCUCAUCGUCCACCUCGACGACAUCUACGACGUCUAUGGCACGAUUGACGAGCUCGCCACAUUCACUGACGCCAUCGCCGGCAAUUGGGACGACGAUGACGAUGCAACAGCGCUGCUGCCGGAGUACAUGCAGGCCAUGCUCUCAGUCAUCCGAUCGACGUCGAUGGCGGCAGCAGAUCGCGUGCUCAGGGAGCACGGCCACGAUGUGCUACCAGUCUACAAGAAAGCAUGGCAUGAACUGUGUGAGGCAUUCAUGGUGGAGGCCAAAUGGCAGCACGAGAAGGUGAUACCAGGCUUGGACGAGUACCUGGAGAACGGAUGGGUCACCUCCACAGGGCCUCUCCUCCUGCUCCACGCCCUUACCAUGCUCCCAUCAUCCAACCAGCAGGAGCAGCAGAGGGUAGAUUCAUGGCUGCGCGAUGACGGUAAGGUGGUGUACCCGAGGCUGGUGGAGCUAUGUUCAAGGAUCUUUCGGCUCUGCAACGACUGUGCAACGCACGAGGCCGAGUCAGAGCGGGGCGAGGGACCGUCGUCCAUCGCCUGCUUCAUGUCAGAGAGCAGUGGCGGCGGUGUGAGCAAAGAGGAGGCCUGUGGAGCAGUGGCAGAUGCCAUCGCCGUGAUCUGGAAGGAGGUGAACAGGGAACUGCUCACUGGUAGUGUGGACGCAGGCAUCAUGUGUGUGAACCUGGCACGGGUGAUCCAGUGCAUCUACCACGACGGCGACGGCAUCACCUCGCCGACGGACAGCCGGAAGAAGCUCAUCAAGGACCUGCUCUUCACUCCAAUCAGGACAUUAUUGUGAUGUCGACAGUGUAACGGCCACACAGGAAGGCAUGGAUGAUGGAGUUGGUGUGGAUGUAUGACCUCCAUUUCUUCCUUCUUGGUAGGAGCCACACAAAAGCACAUGGCGGAAACACCUGGACAAGCUAGCACUUGUAGCAUAUAUAAUAAGAUGGCAACAACAUCCAUAAAUUAUAUAGGCACAUGCAUGUAAUGGGACACGAUAAUGUACUUAUCAAAUCUGCAAACGUUGCCUCAAACUAUAACCAGGACACAUAUAUCCAACAAGAUGAUAUUAGCAUCU
Molecule: messenger RNA, 2520 nt
Organism: Brachypodium distachyon (stiff brome)
Lineage: Eukaryota; Viridiplantae; Streptophyta; Magnoliopsida; Poales; Poaceae
Product: isoprene synthase, chloroplastic
Exons: 4
Coding region: 439-2238 (599 amino acids)
Biological process (GO): diterpenoid biosynthetic process
Molecular function (GO): terpene synthase activity; magnesium ion binding
Source: RefSeq, a predicted model, not a curated record